Molecule: messenger RNA, 4202 nt
Organism: Patiria miniata (bat star)
Lineage: Eukaryota; Metazoa; Echinodermata; Asteroidea; Valvatida; Asterinidae
Product: mannosylglucosyl-3-phosphoglycerate phosphatase-like
Exons: 16
Coding region: 204-2612 (802 amino acids)
Biological process (GO): nucleotide catabolic process
Molecular function (GO): hydrolase activity; protein binding
Source: RefSeq, a predicted model, not a curated record
UUUGCGAAUCCGAUGUUUACUUUCUCAUCCAUCACUUCAGCGACGACUCGACUCAUCAUCAACAGAUUUAACACCUGCACACACCAUGGCAUUUAUAAUGUAGCAACAGUGAUGAGAGAAUGGGCCGUCCGUACAGUCACACAAUGAGAGGCAGUAGGGACUACAGUCGUUGAUUGCCUGCCGCUGGGAGGGAAGGGCCGGAUAUGGGCACUACCUGCUCCUUUGGGUCCACGGCCGUCAAACAUCAGGAUGAAGAGGUCGUCAGGUGGAGAGGCCAUGUGCUCUAUGGCAAUGGCCUGGAUGGCUCCUCGCCCACCCCCAGCCACAAGUCGGCCCGCCAGCGCCAGCUCUCGGCCGACAUAAGGGCCAUGUACACCAGAGACAAUGCGGUGAGUCUGACCCUCCUGCACUUCAACGACGUGUACAACGUGGAGCCCCGAGACUGGGAGCCGGUGGGCGGAGCAGCACGGUUCGCCACCAUUGUCAAGGGUUUCCUGCCAGAGAACCCACUGGUCUUUUUCAGCGGAGACGCACUGAACCCAUCCAUCAUGAGCAGUGUGACACGAGGUCGGCACAUGGUUCCUAUUCUGAAUGCACUCAAGGUGAACACGGCGGUGUAUGGCAACCAUGAUUUCGACUUUGGAGUGGAUGAGCUGGAGGACAUUGUGCGGGAUACCAACUUCCCCUGGAUGAUCAGUAACGUCAUUGAUAACUUCACCGGUCAACAGUUGGCAGAUGGCCUGGUCACACGGACUGUCACAUGUCAGGGCAAAAAGAUCGGCUUGAUGGGUCUCGUGGAGGAAGAGUGGCUGGUUACCUUGGCAACCAUUGACCGGGAAAACCUGACCUACUUGGACUUUGUGGAGCAAGGCAAGAAGCUGGCCCAAGAACUCAAACAACAGGGAGCUGACUAUGUGAUAGCACUGACUCACAUGAGGAUGCCUAAUGACGUACGGCUGGCCGACAACGUGGACGACGUUGAUUUGAUCCUUGGUGGGCACGACCACGAUUACGAACUGAUGGAGCGGAACGGGAAGUUCAUCGUAAAGAGCGGCACAGACUUCAGGACCCUGUCCCAACUGCAGCUGACCUUUUCUGAUUUUGGCCAAACCAGGGUGAAGGUGGAACGCAUCGACGUCACAUCUGAGGUGCUCGAGGACGCGGAGGUGAAGGAAAUCAUCACCAAUUACAAGAAAAUUCUUGGCACAGAGUUAGAAGGCACACUAGGCAACAUUGAGGUGGACUUGGACGCCAGAUUCGCUUCAAUCCGAACCCAGGAAACUAACUUAGGGAACUUUGUGACUGACAUAAUGCUGGCCUCCACCAAUGCUGAUGUAGCAUUGCUGAAUUCAGGGACUUUCCGGUCCGACAUGAUCCACCCAGCUGGCUGGUUUAAGAAGAAAGACCUGACGUGUCUCCUGCCAAUGGUUGACUCGUUGGUUGUGCUUCAAUUAACUGGCAUUCAGCUGUGGCAAGCUCUAGAGAACGGCGUCUCCCAACAUCCUAAGAAAGAUGGCCGCUUCCCUCAAGUAGGAGGAAUGAAGUUUGGAUUUAACCCCGAGGCUUCCCCAGGCUGUCGAGUGGAUCCUUACUCCAUUAGUGUCGGGGGUCAGCCUGUUUCUCCAAGUAAGAUUUAUAGAUUGUGUACCAAAGACUAUAUAGCCCAAGGUAAAGAUGGUUAUGAUGUCCUCCGAGCCUGCAAGCAUCUGUCGUCCAGAGAGGAGGGUCCCAUCCUGUCUACCAUCGUCCAGAAUCACUUCAUGUCCAUCCACAUAGUCAAGGGUCUCAAGCCCUGCCGUUCAGGCCAUAGGCAGAGCCUGAUUAGUCUCAAUAGACGUCACAGUUUAAUGCGUCAGGCCAGCCUAGACCUGGCCGAGAGGGCCCAGUGCACCAUCUCACCAACAGUGGAGGGACGCAUCUUCCAUCUGACCCAAGAAGAGCGCCACCACUUGACGGAUCGCCAAUCGCAGUUCAUACUUGAUUACAAGGAGGAACUCGAGAUACAGCUGACGGACAAUAACAACACUCCAUUGCAUUACGCUGCCAAGUCCUACCCACACACCCUGACCACGCCCAUCCCUGAGGUGGUGGUAUCCAGCGACAUGUUCUCUGGUAGUCACGGCAAUGAAGAUGACGAUGAUGACAUAGCCUCCCCCUCCUCCUCCUUUGUUGCUAUCUACGAUGACGAUGAGAUGAGAUGCAUGUGGACAGCUGUACAGCAAGACGAUGUGACGGAGGUGCAAAGACUACACCAGGAGCAGUAUGUCAAUCUGAGUUUCAUGUAUGAACAGACCUCGGCCCUUCACGUUGCUGCUGAGCAUGAUGCAUUGAGAGUGGCAGAGUAUCUGCUGCAAGAAGCAAAGAUGGACCCAGACGUCAGAGAUGCAAAGUGCAAGAACACCCCCUUGAUGGUGGCUGCCAUAAAAGGCAACCUUGAGAUGGCAGAGCUUUUAAUUCAUAAUUCAGCAUCUCUAGAUACCGUCAAUCAGGAGGGGAAAUGUCCCAAAGAGUGCUUGCCAGAGAGCUGUUCAAGUCAGUUGAUGAGCCUUCUAACUGUCCAGGGUAAUGUUGAAGACAACCAGACAACUAGGAAGAAUGGAGCUAUGCUAUAAGUACAUGUUUUUUAUUAAUAUUCUUGUCAUGUUGAGACUCUCCAGGGUAGCCAAACACAAUUUAAUAUCCAGAAAGCAUGAAGCUGUACAGCAAGUCAAGUAUCCCUGAAGAGGUCCAAGUCAGUUGAUGCACAUUCUAUCUGUCCAGGGUAAUGUAAAAGACAACCAGAUAACUAAAAAAAUAUUGAGUUUCUGUUGUUUCCUUAGCCAUGUCUAAAUCAGGUGAGGAGCCUCUACAGGGUAGACAAAUUCAAUCAAACAAUAACAAUGGCUGGAGCUUUUCUACAAAUGAGGGUUCCUUGAAGGAUGUCUAGUCCAGGGUAAAAGACAUCCAAACUACUCAUAAGAAAGAAGCUUAAAUCUUCCAUCAUCAGUUGAUCGAUUUCUCUUGCGUAACAAGGAAGCAUCAAAUCCUGCUUUUGGUUGACGUUUCUUUGUAGAACCUUCUACUUAAUAUGUCUGAGGAACAACACUUUCAAAGUUGAGCCUUGAUUUCCUUCCUUUUGUUCAUUUUACGGUGUUACAGGGAAAAGGGUGACUAGCUGAAUUGAAUGAGUUAUUAUAGCUUCUUUGAACACUGCGCUAUUCAAGCUGUGCUAAGGUCUUGAAAUACAUUCAAGACAAUUGAAAGCCUUUCUUAAAUUCUACAGACCGAAUCCAAGUUACUUAAUGUGCCUUCAGAGUCAACUGGGUAAUAUUCUUGUAAAAAACAAAUACACUUUAGUUUUGUUGAAAAAAAAAAUAAUGCAGGAUAAAACUCAACCAGGGUAAGAUCUUUUCCUCACUUUUUUAAAUCAAUAUUUUUGCUGCCUUGUAAGUUGAAGGUUUCAAAGGCAUUUUGACACACCGUGUUGCCUUUCAUAGCGGACCAAAGUAUACCUUCUGUUAUUUUUAGUCUUAGUCAUAGUUCACUUUAAGAAGUGUUUAUUUGUAAAUAAACAAGCAAAUAAAAUUGCAGUCCGUUGCUUACUCCGUGACCAAACAUUAAAUAAUUAUUUAAAAAUGUACAUUUGAUUGUUAUUGUAAUUGUUUAAAGAAAUUUUGAAGAGUUUUGUUGUUGUUUAAUUGCCCACUGAGCCAACUUUAUGAGCAUUGUGGGUGCAAAUAUUCACUGUUGUGUGCUAAUUGUAAUGCUAAGUUUGAUAGUGGCAAUGAAUUGUUUAUGUGGAGAAUUUAUUGUAUGAAACCUUCCACAAAUUGGGAGUAUACAUGUAAGUUGCAAGGUAGCAUUUGCCAAUAAACCUUUUUUUAAAGAUGCAAUUUGCUUAAGUAAGUUCUUGAAUUUUCCAAUUUCACAGACGUUUUACAGCCUGACAGUGUUGUAAACAUAAAAAGAGCUUAUCUUCUCUCCAUAUCUCCAAUGAAAGUGAAGUUUGAGAAUUUUAUUUCUUCUAUUUUACUCUUUUUUGAGGGGGGGGGGUUCAUUGUUUGCCUUGAGAGCCGCAUGCUGUGUAAGAAACAUAGAGGGUAAUACAUAACAAGUACACACACUCUUGUUUUACUAUACUCCCGAGGACAUGCUUUGUGUUUUCCUUUGUCCCUGUAAUAUAACACUCUCCCAUAGACUAAGCACACAAACCUACUACAGAG